CACCUCGCCAUAAGGGAAGGGGUAGGGAGGAGGGAUGGAGGUAGAGAGAUGGGAAGAAUCGCCAGCCUAAAAGGCUAAUCGAUCAAUGGCACUUUGAAUCCAACCGGCUCUCCACCUCACCAUGUGGAGGCGGUAGGGAGGAGGGAAGGGGCCAGAGCGGGGAAGAAUCCAAUUCAUUCUAAAAGGUUAAAGCGACAAAGGCCAGUAAUGGCAGUUUUUGAUACUUUUCCACAUUAGCAAAAGCCCCACAAGCCUUCCUCUUGGAUUCUCUGGAAGAUUUGCCAGCCCCAACUCCGUGUCAUCCACCUCCUCGCUGCUCUUGGUAUCUUGCCCUCAUGUCUCUCUAUAUAAUUGACUGUUCUACUGCUGCCCGAGCCCUUCUUCUUCCUCUGUUGUAUGUUGGUGCUCUCCGUUGCUGCUCUCGACGUCCAGAUGGAGAAGAAUUGGAGCAAUCUUGCGUUGGUGGUUUCGUUCAUGGUGGUGGGUCUGAGUGUUCUGCUGAAGGCGUUGCGGGGCUUGAAUGGGUGGUACUAUGAGAGGAAAGCCGGUGAACUCCGUUCGUCUCUGCCGCCGGGGGACAUGGGGUGGCCCAUCAUCGGGAAUAUGUGGUUCUUUCUCAGGUGUUUCAAGUCUGGAAACCCUGACUCCUUCAUCUCCAGCUUCGUUACUAGAUUUGGGCGAACUGGGGUGUACAGAGCUUUCAUGUUUGGAAGUCCAACUAUUCUCGUUACAACCCCUGAAACCUGCAAGGAAGUUUUAAUGGAUGAUCAACACUUCAAGCCUGGGUGGCCUUCAUCUACUGUUGAACUCAUGGGAAGAAAGUCAUUCGUCGGGAUUUCUUUUGACGAGCACAAGCGUUUACGGCGGCUAACGCAUGCACCUGUGAAUGGACCUGAAGCAUUAUCUACCUAUCUGGGAUACAUUGAAAAAAUUGUGACCUCUUCUUUGGAGAACUGGGCAGAGUCUGGUCCAGUCGAAUUCCUUACCGAACUCCGAAGGUUCACAUUCAAGAUAAUUAUGCGCAUUUUUCUCGGCUUAGAAAGCAACUCUGUGUUGGUCUCUUUGGAACGUGAAUUUUCUGCUCUGAACUACGGAGUGCGAGCUAUGGCGAUAAAUAUCCCCGGCUUUGCUUUUCAUAGAGCACUUAAGGCUCGGAAGAGGUUGGUUUCAAUCCUUCAGUCUAUUGUUGACGCGAGAAGGAAAAGGAAUUAUACUGAUACGGAUAGUGGAGAAAAGGACAUGAUGGAUAGGCUGAUGGAAGCAGAGGAUGAAAAUGGCAGGAAGUUAACCGACGAAGAAAUAAUCGAUAUCCUAGUUAUGUAUUUGAACGCUGGCCAUGAAUCUUCUGCUCAUGUCACCAUGUGGGGUACGCUGCUACUUGAGGAGCACCCUGAUGUCUACCAGAAAGCUAAGGUUGAGCAGGAGAUGAUCAUAAAGAACAGGCCUGCUGGGCAGAAGGGGUUGACCAUGCAAGAAAUCAAACGCAUGGAAUAUCUAAAUAUGGUGACUGACGAGGCUCUCCGGUGGGUUAGUUUUUCAUCUGCAGUUUUCCGGGAAGCAACUGAUAAUGUGAAGAUUAAUGGUUAUACUGUACCCAAGGGCUGGAAAGUGCAGGUUUGGCUAAGGAAUGUUCACAAAGACAGUGAGGUCUAUGCAGAACCACUGAAGUUCGAUCCAUCCAGAUGGGAAGGCCUCACACCGAGGGCUGGAGCUUUUGUUCCAUUUGGAGGGGGAAGCAGACUGUGCCCUGGAAAUGAGCUUGCCAAGCUAGAGAUUUCUGUUUUCCUUCAUUAUUUUCUUCGUGGUUAUAGUAUUCAGAGGCUUAACCCUAACAGUGCACUCAUGUACUUACCGCAUCCUCGGCCCGUGGACAACUGCAUGGCGAAGAUAAGGAAGCUGUCUUAGAUGGCAAUUGCUUUUGCUUUUGCUUUUGUUACUAGUAAAAUAAGUGCUUGUUUCCAUGUGUUCAUGGAACAAUUUUGUAAUUGCUCAUAACAUGCUCCAUUGGUCUGGGGCAUUCAUGACAUCAUGUGCCUUUUCCAAACUGACGACAAGGAGAGUGUUACAUUUUUCUGCAGAAUAGUGACGAUAUAGCGUAUAACUUACAAGGCUGAUAAGUAUUUUUUU
Nymphaea colorata (pocket water lily) is the source of this 2127-nucleotide messenger RNA. RefSeq names its product ent-kaurenoic acid oxidase 2-like. Gene Ontology annotation, cellular component: endoplasmic reticulum. Gene Ontology annotation, biological process: multicellular organism development; brassinosteroid homeostasis; sterol metabolic process. Bases 397 to 1905 code for a protein of 502 amino acids. The record is from RefSeq and is a predicted model, not a curated record. Gene Ontology annotation, molecular function: iron ion binding; ent-kaurenoic acid monooxygenase activity; heme binding. NCBI's taxonomy places the organism in Eukaryota, Viridiplantae, Streptophyta, Magnoliopsida, Nymphaeales, Nymphaeaceae. The transcript is spliced from 8 exons.